CUCCUCGGGGGCGCGCGGCCGGGCUGCCGUCCUCCCCCCACCCCGCACCCGUCCGCUCCGGGAGCCUGGGGAGGGAGCGCGCGGGCGGGGGAGCUGGAGCCGGGCGCCGCCGCCGCCGCCGAGGUUUCCGUCUCGCUGGCUCGCGCAGCGGCGGCAGCAGAGGUCGCGCACAGAUGCGGGUUAGACUGGCGGGGGGGGAGGCGGAGGAGGGAAGGAAGCUGCAUGCAUGAGACCCACAGACUCUUGCAAGCCGGAUGCCCUCUGUGGAUGAAAGAUGUAUCAUGGAAUGAACCCGAGCAAUGGAGAUGGAUUUCUAGAGCAGCAGCAGCAGCAACAGCAGCCUCAGUCCCCCCAGAGACUCUUGGCCGUGAUCCUGUGGUUUCAGCUGGCGCUGUGCUUCGGCCCUGCACAGCUCACGGGUGGGUUCGAUGACCUUCAGGUGUGUGCUGAUCCAGGCGUCCCCGAGAAUGGCUUCCGGACACCCAGUGGAGGGGUUUUCUUUGAAAGCUCUGUUGCUCGAUAUCACUGCCAAGACGGAUUCAAGUUGAAGGGCUCUACGAAGAGACUGUGUAUGAAACAUCUUAAUGGAACCCUAGGCUGGAUCCCAAGUGAUAGACCCAUCUGUGUGCAAGAAGAUUGCCGUAUCCCUCAAAUUGAAGAUGCUGAGAUUCAUAACAAGACAUAUAGACACGGAGAUAAGUUAAUCGUCACUUGUCACGAAGGAUUCAAGAUCCGUUACCCCGACCUGUACAACAUGGUUUCAUCAUGUCGCGAUGACGGAACAUGGGACAACCUGCCCAUCUGUCAAGGCUGCCUGAGACCACUCGCCUCUUCUAAUGGCUACGUGAACAUCUCCGAGUUCCAGACCUCCUUCCCGGUGGGCACGGUCAUCUCCUAUCACUGCUUUCCCGGAUUUAAACUCGAGGGGUCAGACUUUCUCGAGUGCCUACACAACCUCAUCUGGUCGUCCAGCCCGCCCCGGUGCCUUGCUCUGGAAGUGUGCCCGCUGCCUCCGAUGGUGAGCCACGGCGAUUUCGUCUGCCACCCACGGCCUUGUGAGCGCUACAACCAUGGGACUGUGGUGGAGUUCUACUGCGACCCCGGCUACAGCCUCACCAGUGAUUAUAAGUACAUCACCUGCCAGUAUGGGGAGUGGUUCCCUUCCUACCAGGUCUACUGCAUCAAGUCAGAGCAAACGUGGCCCGGCACCCACGAGACCCUCCUGACCACGUGGAAGAUCGUGGCGUUCACGGCCACCAGUGUGCUGCUGGUGCUGCUGCUCGUCAUCCUGGCCAGGAUGUUCCAGACCAAGUUCAAGGCCCACUUUCCCCCCAGGGGGCCUCCCAGGAGUUCCAGCAGUGACCCCGACUUCGUGGUGGUGGACGGUGUCCCUGUCAUGCUCCCGUCCUACGACGAGGCCGUGAGUGGUGGCUUGAGUGCCUUAGGCCCUGGGUACCUGGCCUCUGUGGGCCAGGGCUGCCCCUUACCUGUGGAUGACCAGAGCCCCCCAGCAUACCCCGGCUCAGGGGACACGGACACGGGCCCGGGGGAGUCAGAAACCUGUGACAGCGUCUCAGGCUCCUCCGAGCUGCUGCAGAGUCUGUAUUCACCUCCCAUGUGCCAAGGGGGCACCCGCCCCACUUCCGACAGCCCUGACACAAUUGCCAGCACGGCGGGGGAGGUGGCAUCCACCAGCCCGGGCAUCGACAUUGCGGAUGAGAUCCCUCUAAUGGAAGAAGAUCCGUGACCAGGCAAAGUCCUGAUGACUCUACUGCCCCUUUGGGGAUGGGAUCCUUGUACCUUGGAGUGAGGCCACAGAAGGACAGAGCUUGGGGGAUGGGGGAAGUUUUCUAAUUUAUCUCCACGGGGACGGUGAUUCACAUCCUACAUCUCGGACUCAACAGCAAGGCUGAUGAACUGCGGUGGCAGUGCUUUUAAAUGAGACUUGAGGAUUCGCCAAGACCAGGGGGGAACAAAGGGAUGAGGGGAGGCCCCUGUGCAGUCCUGGAUGAAGGUGUUAAGUGUGUCUCGUGCUGCAGAACUUAGGACAAUUCUACGCACAUCCCAUCGAAUCCUACAUCCCAUUGACUUAGGUUAUGACUACUACCUGCCUCCUCUGAAAGCAUGUCACAUUAUGUAAAUUCACUUCUAAAAUCCGCUUCCAACUGCCUCUGGACUCCAAAUUAGGAUGGAUCAGCCUCUGCGCAAAAGUCUGUGUGGACCUGCUGGAAGAGACGCAGAGCACCCCUGCAGGCUCCCAGAGGGAAGGUUCUCGUGCAGCUUUUGUACAAUCUUCCUCCACCUGGACAUCUCUACUCAGAGCAAGACUAAAGAGGAUGUGGCGGUUCCAGUGAGAAAGGAAAGGAAAGACUCAGGCAGACUCUGCUUUCUGGAAAACUCAAAAAGUAGAGUUCGUGCACCCCGUGCUGUCCUUCGGUGAAAUAUCGUCCGUGUUCGUGGUCAUGGUCUGGCACGUGGAUCCGUGGCAUUGGAUAAAUCUUGUGACUUGACAGGUGGUAAAAAUGUGUUCAAAUACAUCUCAUGGUGGAGAAAGUAACCAAGGUAAUGUUUCUUUGCGGCAUCUUAAACGAUUCCACUUAACGAUUUAUCUCAGAGUCAUGAGCCCCUCUCCAGUUAACUCUUACGGUGUUGCUCCCAUCCCGAACUCAGCCAUAUUUUAUUUUCCAAACCAGAAAUUGUUUCUGUAAAUACAUUCCUCCUCCAAAUAAAGUAUGAGGUUGGA
This is a messenger RNA of Diceros bicornis minor, 2743 nucleotides long. It is a transcript of the gene SUSD4, whose product is annotated as sushi domain containing 4. Gene Ontology annotation, biological process: negative regulation of complement activation, alternative pathway; negative regulation of complement activation, classical pathway. Bases 275 to 1747 code for a protein of 490 amino acids. The record is from RefSeq and is a predicted model, not a curated record. The transcript is spliced from 9 exons. NCBI's taxonomy places the organism in Eukaryota, Metazoa, Chordata, Mammalia, Perissodactyla, Rhinocerotidae.